Messenger RNA from Fukomys damarensis (Damara mole-rat), 730 nucleotides. RefSeq names its product integrator complex subunit 6-like. The record is from RefSeq and is a predicted model, not a curated record. Gene Ontology annotation, cellular component: integrator complex. Gene Ontology annotation, biological process: snRNA 3'-end processing. The transcript has 6 exons. The coding region runs from base 91 to 726 and encodes 211 amino acids. NCBI's taxonomy places the organism in Eukaryota, Metazoa, Chordata, Mammalia, Rodentia, Bathyergidae.
GUGUCCUCGAGGACUCACUGGUAGAAAGCGCUCCUGCCACCCAUCCUGGAUGCCCAGACUCCAGAGACCUGGGGAACCCGCUUCCAGGAAAUGAUGACUGACCCAGAUGAAUUUGCUGAAUUGCCUGAUAUGGACCAGAAACCUGUCAGAGAUGGGGAUCAACCUACCCCAUCUAAGAGAAUGUGCACUGUGUCCCUGCAGCCACUGAUACAGAAAGGAGAAAGUGAACCCCAUCUUGAGGAGCAGGCCAAGUCCAAGGAAGAAGAUGACUAUGUCUUUGGUGCUUGCGUCAAGCAGGAAGCCCAUGAGAAGACAGAGAGUGACCGCACCUCGCCUGACACCUGCUUGUCAGAGUGUGUUCCAGCGGAGCUUACAGGUGACCCUGUCAUCACCGCAAUGCCUGCGCUGCCUGUGGUGCCCCAUCAGCUGACAAUGAGCCCACAAGAAAUCAAUGCUGAUAUAAAGCAUCAGGAGAUGAAGGAAAUUCGGCAGUUUGGACGAAAAUAUGAAGGGAUCUUCAAACUACUUGAUCAAGUGCAAGGACCUCUGGAAGUCAGGAAACAAUUUGUUGAGUUUACCCUCAAGGAAGCAGCGAGGUUUAAAAGAUGGGACUUAAUCAGUCACCUGGAGAAGAUGCUGGAGAAAAUUGUUUCUGACAUCCAACUCAUUGAAGAUGAAGAUAAGCAAACCUCCAAGGGGUAUUCCUGUUUUGACAGUGAUCAGUGAGAAA